UCUCUCUACCUCUCUGUGUCUCUCCCUCAUUUCUACCUGCCUAUCUCACCCCAGCGCACACUUACUCGCACACAUGCGGAGGCGAGAGCGCGUACCCGGCGACUGACCAUCCUCGUGUCUCAUAGCGCCUACCCCAACCUUUCCCCUCUCUACCCACACCUUAAAAAAAAAAAAAUCGGUGACACUAAGCCACCCAUGAAGUACCGUGUGAAGGCAGGCCUGAUGUUGAAUGUAUGUGCAACAUCUACCCAUGUUUGUCGUUGCAUGCGAAAGUUGAACCCCAUGAGACGUGCAGGAUGAUUUGCCAGAACGUCACGACUGAGUGAAACGUCACCACAACAACCGCCUUCAAAUACAACCCGCACGUGUGCUCCGCGCACACCGGACUCUGUGAAGGUGAGGGAUUCUUGUGGGUUACAGGGGCGAUUCUGCAUCCUGUCUCUUCCUGACAAUCUUAAAAACUCAAGAAGGUUCUGAGUCGCCAUGUCAGUCCUCAUGGCGGUGUCCGCGAUAGCUCUGCUGGUGCUAGUGGCACACACGGAGGCCCAGUACUACGUUCCUGGGGCCAGCGUGAACUAUUAUCAACAGACUCCUGACCUGAUACCGCCCAACAUGAUGAUCAUGCAGGUAAGGCAGACGACAACUGUGACGUACAUAGCGGCCCCUGUCUCCUCGUCCCUGGGUCAGUUCGUACUGAGUAACCCCCAGGGUCUCGUGGCUGCAUCGCAGAGGGCGAAUCAGCGAAUGCAAAAUCUGGCUCUCGAGGCCUUGAACAUGAAGCGCAUUGGUCUCGACAACUCGCGCUCGGACAGCACGUACGGCAGACACACGAUCUUCAUCGGCACCAAGGCGUUGGCCAGGGCCUUCAUGGACGACAAGACGCUCAUCGACUUCCUGCUGCAGGAGAUGUUUUCCGCAAUGAGCCUGACGGCCGCCAGCGUGGAGCAGCUGAUGCAGCAAGUCAUCGUGUACAACAAGCAGGGCGACGCCCAGCCCCUGGGGCCGUUGUACCAGUCCGGCUUCCCCUCCGUCUUCACCACGGUCAGCCCCAUCACCACCACCCCCGCCCCCAACUCCCCGGAAAGCAACUUGCGGUGCCAGAGCUCGGUGGAACUCAAGUGCGACCCGGAACUCAAGUUCCGCACGCCGGACGGCACGUGCAACAACCUGGUGCAUAACCUGUGGGGCAGCGCGCUCUCGCCCUUAAGGAGGAUUCUGCAGCCCCAGUACGGUGAUGGUGUCUCCGCUCCCCGCACGACAUCCACCCACAGUCGGAACCCCCUACCAUCCGCUCGAGCCAUCAGCGUCCUCAUCCACCCCUCAGGGCCCGGUAACCUGAUGACAUCACUGACACACAUGGUCAUGCAGUGGGGGCAGUACUUAGAUCACGACAUCACCAGCACACCAAUUCAAACAGCGGCUGAUGGCAGCGCUCUGACUUGUUGUGACGAUGAGGCACCACCAGGGAGCAACACCCGCUUCAGUGUCAGCAACAGGACCGCCUGCUUUCCGAUUCCCAUUCCAUCAUACGAUCCCUACUUCAAGGGACGUAGUUGCUUUAGUUUCACCCGAUCACUGCAGGUGACCAACAGCAACUGUAAGCAAGUCCCCGUGGAGCAGCUGAACCAGCUGACAGCCUAUGUGGAUGCCUCGCAGGUGUACGGGUCCUCGGCUGAAGAACAAAAGAACCUGCGAACUUUCAAAGGGGGGCAGAUGACGACCUCUGGGAAUGACCUUUUGCCGAAGGACAAGGCAGAGUCCUGCGUGUUAAACAACCCUAACAGGGACUACUGCUUCAAGGCGGGUGACCUUCGCGUCAAUGAGCAGAUGGGGCUUGCCAGUAUGCAUACUGUAUGGAUGCGAGAACACAACCGACUCGUGCAAAAAAUGGCCGCCGUAAACCCUCACUGGAACGACGAACGCCUUUUUCAGGAGACCCGCAAGAUAGUUGGCGCGCUGUAUCAGAAAAUCACGUACGGCGAUUGGCUUCCGAUCGUGCUGGACAGAAAUCGUUUCGCCGCCAACAACCUUCAGCUGCUGCCGUCGGGCCAACAGAGCAACAUCUACAACCCCAGCGUGGAUGCGGGCGUCAAGAACGUCUUCGCCUCUGCCGCUUUCCGCUUUGGACAUUCCCUCAUCAGAUCCACCAUGUCGCAGAUGACCGAAGAAUAUCACGAAGCUGGAGAGGUUCGACUGCAGUACGUCUUCGGCAAUACCUCCCAGAUCAUAGAAGGUCAAGGUCUGGGAGUGACUAUGUACAUUCGCGGCAUGACACGUGAUGCGCCCAACGUGGUUGACCGCUUUUUCACGGAAGAAAUCAAGAACCAUCUUUUUCAAGACAAAAGAGGCAACAGCCUUGACCUUGUGGCCUUUAACAUCCAGAGGGGUCGUGACCACGGGUUGCCGCCCUACAACGAGUGGAGGAAAUACUGCAAGCUUCCUGUCAUGACUUCUUUCAGCAAUAUGCCGGACCACGACGAGCUGACGGGGCAGGCGUUCAGUCAGAUAUACGAACAUCCAGAUGACAUCGACCUAUUUUCUGGAGCCAUUUCUGAGCGACCUGAAGGAAACGGUUUAGUCGGCCCGACCUUCGCCUGCAUUCUCUCGGAGCAGUUCCGUAACCUGAAAUUUGGAGACAGGUUCUGGUUCGAAACCCGAGAUCCAGUGACAGGGUUCUCACUAGAGCAGCUGGAAGAGAUUCGGAGACACAGCUUAGCCCGGGUGAUCUGCGCUAACACUGGAGGUGGCCACAUCCAGGGCAACCCCUUCGUGCAGCCGUCAGACUCGAACCCGAUGGUGAACUGCAACGACCUGCCCGAUAUGACCAUGGAGCCGUGGCGGGAGGUGCAGGGGCGUGCCCGGGUGGGCACGUGGACGGAGUGGGGUGAGUGGUCAGCCUGCGACCAGGGCAUGCAGCUGCGUCAACGUGCGUGCAGCCAGUACGGCGAGUGCGCUGGCAACUACCAGGACUCGCAGCCAUGUGCAUCUCCUGGCUGGACCUCGCAAUGGUCACAGUGGUCCCCCUGGUCCACCUGCUUCCAGGGCCUGCAGGCCAGGAGCCGCGCGUGCAGUGGACAACCUGCGACAGGCUUCGGCAGUCCGUGUCCAGGUGGGCCACAGGAGACCCGGCCGUGUUCCAGUGGGACAGUCGGGUGGGCCCAGUGGGGGCCAUGGGGUACUGUCUGUUCACAAGGGAGACAAUGGCGAGAAAGGACAUGUACCCGUAGCCCCAACCAAGUGGGUGUUUGUUCUGGGCCCAGCUCUCAGUCCAAACCUUGCACACCUCCCUGGAACUACCCAUGGAAUAAUAACGGAAAUCCACAGACUGGACCUUAUAACACUUAUGGAUGAUAAACUUACCUUAACCAGCAAAUAACUUUUCCCCAUUUCCCCAAUAAACUUAAAUAAUGAAAUUGUGUUGUGUGUGUAUCCAAAUCAUACCAAAGUUUUAAAGUGCUCAAGUGAACUGUGGUCUAAGUACUCCUUACACUGUUCCCAAUAACUCCCUAGGAGUGUUCGUUGUGUUGUGUGCUCAUGUCGUAAAUC
Pomacea canaliculata is the source of this 3546-nucleotide messenger RNA. Its product is annotated as chorion peroxidase-like. Gene Ontology annotation, molecular function: peroxidase activity; heme binding. The coding region runs from base 484 to 3351 and encodes 955 amino acids. NCBI's taxonomy places the organism in Eukaryota, Metazoa, Mollusca, Gastropoda, Architaenioglossa, Ampullariidae. The record is from RefSeq and is a predicted model, not a curated record. Gene Ontology annotation, biological process: response to oxidative stress. The transcript has 18 exons.